CGCUUGACUCGUUAUUAGUGUUGAAAAGGGACUUUGUGAAACUGCAGCGAUGUCAGUCCAGGUUGUGGCAGCGAAAAUGGCAGAGGUCGAACUCAAAGACGUUCCCACCGGCAAAGACCUGGCGGCUGGAUCCCCGUUGACACCAACGUCUCAAGGCAAGAGUCUCGGCAGGAUCGAGCCACACGAGGCCGGUUCCUCUGCCGUUGCGUCCCCAACAGCGGAGCCCUCCGCGAAAGCCGGGGGAGCCAGCCUUGGCUUGCUCACGCCGAACCCCAUGAAGAUGCCGCAGGCGUCGGCUAUGAAGCGGUCGGACCCGCAGGAGAACGGCGGAGAGGCUUUUGUCAACCGUGACGGCACCGUGGCCGAGGCUCCGCGAAUGAAGAAGAUCCAGUUUGCCGACCAGAAACAGGAGUUUAACAAGCGCCCCUCCAAGAUUGGCCGACGCUCUCUGUCCCGCUCCAUUUCCCAGUCCUCCACAGACAGCUACAGCUCAGCGGCGUCGUACACGGACAGCUCCGACGACGAGACGUCUCCUCGGGACAAACAGCAGAAGAACUCCAAGGGCAACGGGGACUUCUGCAUCAAAAACAUCAAACAGGCCGACUUCGGACGCCGAGAAAUUGAGAUCGCAGAGCAAGAGAUGCCAGCACUGAUGGCCCUUAGGAAGCGAGCCCAGGGGGAGAAACCCCUCGCCGGAGCCAAGGUGGUGGGCUGCACUCAUAUUACCGCCCAGACUGCUGUGCUGAUGGAGACUCUGUCAGCUUUGGGGGCUCAGUGCAGAUGGGCUGCCUGCAACAUUUACUCCACCCAGAAUGAAGUGGCAGCUGCCCUGGCAGAGGGAGGCUUCAGCGUAUUUGCAUGGAAGGGGGAGUCGGAGGACGACUUCUGGUGGUGCAUCGAUCGCUGCGUUAACGUGGAAGGCUGGCAGCCAAACAUGAUUCUGGACGACGGUGGAGACCUGACUCACUGGAUUUAUAAAAAGUACCCCAACAUGUUCAAGAAGAUCAAGGGCAUCGUAGAGGAGAGCGUUACCGGUGUGCACAGGUUGUAUCAACUGUCCAAGGCAGGAAAGCUGUCCGUUCCGGCCAUGAACGUCAACGACUCUGUGACUAAGCAGAAGUUUGACAACCUUUAUUGCUGCAGGGAGUCCAUCUUAGACGGCCUGAAGAGAACCACUGAUGUCAUGUUUGGGGGCAAACAGGUGGUGGUGUGUGGCUACGGAGAGGUUGGAAAAGGCUGCUGUGCUGCCCUGAAAGCAAUGGGCUCCAUCGUCUACGUCACGGAGAUCGACCCCAUCUGUGCUCUGCAGGCCUGCAUGGACGGCUUCAGGCUGGUGAAGCUGAACGAAGUCAUCAGACAAGUGGACAUCGUCAUCACCUGCACGGGCAAUAAGAACGUGGUGGUGAGAGAGAACCUCGACCGAAUGAAGAACGGCUGCAUCGUCUGCAACAUGGGACACUCCAACACCGAGAUCGAUGUGGCAAGCCUGCGAACUCCUGAGCUGACCUGGGAGAGGGUUCGCUCUCAGGUGGACCACGUCAUCUGGCCCGAUGGCAAGAGGAUAGUGCUGCUGGCUGAGGGUCGACUGCUGAACCUCAGCUGCUCCACUGUUCCCACUUUUGUGCUCUCCAUCACCGCCACUACCCAGGCUCUGGCUCUGAUAGAGCUGUACAACGCCCCAGAGGGACGCUACAAGCAGGAUGUUUACCUGCUGCCCAAGAAGAUGGACGAGUAUGUGGCCAGCCUACAUCUGCCGACAUUUGACGCACAUCUGACGGAGCUGAGCGACGAGCAGGCCAAGUAUCUGGGCUUGAACAAGAACGGACCCUUUAAGCCAAACUACUAUAGGUAUUAAACCAGCGUCGUGUGGACUGGAAACACCAAUACUCCAUGAAUCGCACAGACUCAUAGAGGGAGAGGAGGAGGAGGAGGAAGAGGAGGACAGAAUAGUCAACACACCUGCUUUAUUUUCGUGGGGAGGGAGGGAGGGAGGGGGGGGAAAAAGCUCUGGCUGAGCCCGAAAGAGAAGGGGGGGGGGGGUUUGCAGAGGGGGUCGUAAGUUCCACAUACACCCGUGGCAGUCGUUUUAUUUAUUCACGCUUUAAAACAAUAAUAACACCCUUAACUCUAACUCUGCAGAGCUGCUCCUGCCAUUCUCCACUUUCUAUCUCCCCCCCGACUUCUUCUCCUGGGAGAUUUGACUUCCCUUCUGCUUGGCAUCACAAUUAUCAUAUUGUCCUGAGACGCUCAUUUGUGUGUCAACCUGUAUGUAAACCUUUCAUCCUCUCUUCCCAUUGCCAGAUCUUCUAUUGUUUAACUAUUAUUAAAGAUGGAAUUAUUGAUGCUAAAAUGAUAUAUAUAUAUACAUAUAUAAACCAACUUGAUUAAAAAAGGAAAGAAAAUCUGUGUGAAUGAAGGUGAACUUUGAAGAUUUAGUGACGGACAAUUUUUCCUGUCCCUCUUUCUUCUUUUUUUGGUUAUUGUCUUUUCUUUUCUACUUGUGAUUAUGUUUUUGUGUAGUUCUGUGAGGGCGGGGUUAGACCUGAUGGGUGGGGUUAGUUGGGAUCUCAGGGUCCAAUCAUAUCAUAUGUCUUUUAAUUCAUCAUUUCAUUGAGAUUCACUGUUGUUUUUUUAAACACUUUUUAUUACGCGUCGUUCUCUCUCCCGAUCAGCCUGUAGUUUGUUUGUUUGUUUGUUUGUUUGGUUUUUUUGUUUGUUUUCUUUAGUGCGACUGGACGGUGGGCGGUGCUUCCCGCCCGCCACUCAAAACCCUGCAGUGAAACCAUCUCAUUGGCUGCUUCUCUCUCAGCGUCCACGCAAAAACGCCAGUGUUGUCAUUUAAAAAAAAAAAAAGUAUUUCAAGCCAGUGGGAGCCGAACGUUUCAGUUUAUCUUGUUCCUUUCCCACGAGAGACGAUACUGUAUUAGAAGCACGACAGGCUGUCGGAUCAUUGCAAGGGUUAUACUGUAUAUUUAGAUAUUUAUAUAGAAACUUAGAUUUUUCUAUCUUUUCCUCUCUUGCACCAUUUGUCAUACUUUUUUUUUUUUUUGGAAAACAAAAAAUCCUAAACAUAAGCAAUUAAAUGUUCUAAUAAUGCGUGUACGUAAAACCUCGUUUUUAAUACUGUGACAGACGUGUUUUUUUUUUUUUCCUCCAGAGAAACCAAAUGUGCACCAAGUUGUUGCCAGUCUGGUACUAUUUUUGUUUUCAACAUGGGUCGUCUUUGCAAAAAAAAAAAAAAAUGGUGCUGUGUAAAUUUACGACACUGGCCAUACACAACACGACUCGUUGGUACUCACAGAUACAGUCGAGGGAUUCACUCAUCUGAAUCUCACUAUCGAUUAUUUUUCCAUCCAAGAAAUCAGUGUGCAUUUGCCUGUAAAGGGAUAUUUCCUAUGUUUUUUUCCAUGACAUUUUUUCUUCUUCUUCUCCUUCCCUGCACCUGAAAGACUUAGAUCCUUACUCUAUAAUGAGCUGCACCGGUUGUCAUCCUCGACGGCUCUUUCCCCAGCUGACCUGAUGGGUGGAAAUUAGAAAAUCCCUGACCGUCAUUUCUCCUGACAGCUGACACCUGAGCCUGUGUGUCGUCCCGCUGGGAGAUGCUUGUCGUUUCUACUCUCGCAGACACGGGAUCAAAUGCUUUAACACAUGAACUAAAAAUUAAACCAUUAUGUUCACUGUAUAUGGGGGGGGUUAUAAAAAAAACCUUUUUGAGCAGGUUGAAAUGGCACAAAAACCUUGUUUACCAAUCAAAUAAAAUUUUAUUUGAAGUACAAAUA
Solea solea (common sole) is the source of this 3779-nucleotide messenger RNA. It is a transcript of the gene ahcyl2b, whose product is annotated as adenosylhomocysteinase like 2b. The transcript is spliced from 17 exons. The record is from RefSeq and is a predicted model, not a curated record. Bases 50 to 1855 code for a protein of 601 amino acids. Gene Ontology annotation, biological process: L-methionine cycle. Gene Ontology annotation, cellular component: cytosol. Lineage: Eukaryota; Metazoa; Chordata; Actinopteri; Pleuronectiformes; Soleidae.